CGACUCGCUCGAGCCGGCUGAGAUUCCGUUAAUUGAGCAUCGAGCAGUCCCAAAAACGCGCGUCUAGACGGGGCCCAGGUGCUUGACUACUCGCGAGAGCGGGGGAUAAACAGAUCAGCAGCGGCAUCAAACGCGAAAACAACCGUCGUUUUGCAAUUCUCCGCGCUCGGCAAUUAACUGCGUCACGUGGGGGACACCUGAUUACACCACCUCUGUGGAAGAUAAAAUUGCACCGAGGAGGCUUUAUCUCGCGUGAGGAAGUGAAGGGGACCGAAACGAGUAGUGGGGCAGGAAGUUAUCCUGCCGCGUGAGUCCUCGAGCGCAGUGCGAUCGAGACUAGGCGCGAGUCGACAACCUUUGCCGCGAAUCGAUAGUCCGCAAGUCUACACACACACACACACACACACACACCGGUCGAUCACCUCGAUCAAUCUCACCGAGUGCAUCACGUGUCGUGCGGUUAAUUAGCACGCGGGUGGCUGAUCGGAAACUACAGAGAGAGAGAGAGAGAGAGGACUGUUCUCGAGAUGCUGAGAGCCGAGUGAGACAGAAACCGAAACGAGAAACAGUGCACGAAUCGAAGCAAAGGUGGAGAGGGGACCGGCCGAUUAACUGGAUUCGCAGGGGGUGCGGUCGGAGCCGCCGAGGGAGUUUAAAUAGAUGCAGGAAUCUGCGGACGGCGCCGUGGAGAGAGAAAUUAUCAGAUACCUACCUACGCUCGAAAGGACGCUCGCCCGAUCGUGCCCGAAGGGUGUUUUUUGAUCAAACAGAUGGUGCUCGUGAAUAAAUUCAACGAGAGGAAAGGAUAAAGUCCCGCGUUUUGAAAGAUCUUUGCGGAAGAAAAAAAAAAGAAACAUUGACGGUUAGAAAAUUGUCGAAGCCAAUAUUCACGAACUCUGUUGGAAAAUCAAGUGACUGUUUACACGCGCCGGAGAAAUCGAAAAAAAAAAAAAAAUAGACAUUGAUUAACAAGCGAGAUAUCUGGUUGCGCGUUGCGGUGUACAUUUCUUUGAGACAUCGCGAUCAGAGAAGUGGUCUGGAAGCCGAACGUUAAUUCGAACGUUUGAAUGACACUGGCAGCUUCUAACAAGGUUUCGGAAGCUUAAUCGGGAACGACAUCGCGAACAUGUUGUGCGGCACGUUCAAAAAACAGAGGAGACAUCCGGGGGACGAGUAUCGGUUGGUUAGAUCAAACACCAUGACCAGAAUAGUGUCGGGAGCGCGAGACGCCAAUCUGGUGUCCGUUCGGAGAACGAAGUCCACGAGGGUCGCCGCUCGACCGUCGCUGAUCAAGGACCUGCUGCAUAUGGGUCUUGACAAUGUAAGCUCGGCGACCCUCAGGCCCUUUAACUCGGACAUCAACACGCCGAGGAUCGACAGCUACAGGUUCUCCAUGGCGAAUCUCGAAGAUUCCCAGGAUGUCGAUCUCGAUGCGAUCCUCGGUGAAUUGUGCGCCCUGGAACGACGCUGCGACGGCGACAUCGCCGCCACUCCCGCGCCGGAUUCACAAAGGCCGGGACGACCGACCAGCGCGCGAAUCAAUCCGGGAGAUAACACGGACAUUAAAAAUGAAGGAGGUAUGCGCACCGACAGUCCCGACAAUGACAGCGCAUUCUCGGACACAGUAUCCAUGUUGUCUAGCGAAAGUUCGGCAAGUAGUAGCGGUUCCGGACACAAACCACCUCAAACCGCCAUGCACACGGCUCCUCAACAACAACCGCAUCAACUUGUCGAUGCAGCGAGCAGAGCAAAGGCAGAGAAGAUCCGUCUGGCACUGGAGAAGAUGCGCGAAGCCAGUGUACAAAAGCUCUUCAUCAAAGCUUUUACGUUGGACGGUAGCGGGAAGAGUCUUCUGGUCGACGAGGGAAUGAGCGUCGCGCACGUGUGUAGGUUGCUCGCGGACAAAAAUCACGUGCCAAUGGAUCCGAAGUGGGCCGUGGUCGAACACUUGCCUGAUCUCUUCAUGGAGAGAGUCUACGAGGACCACGAGUUAUUGGUGGAGAAUCUUUUACUGUGGACCAGAGACUCCAAGAAUAAACUGCUCUUCGUCGAGAGACCGGACAAAACUCAGUUAUUCCUCACGCCCGAACGGUUUCUGCUUGGUCCUUCGGAUCGCGGUGGCGGCGAAUACGACGACCACUUGAGAAAUAUUGUACUAGAGGAGUUCUUCUCGAGCAGCAACGUCGGCAUGCCCGAGGUCGAGGGUCCUCUAUACUUGAAAUCGGACAGCAAGAAGGGUUGGAAGAGGUAUCACUUCAUUCUACGAGCCUCCGGUCUCUAUUAUUGGCCGAAGGAGAAGGCUCGCACCGCUCGGGAUCUCGUGUGUCUGGCAACUUUCGACGUUAAUCAGGUUUACUACGGCGUCGGUUGGCGAAAGAAAUACAAAGCGCCCACCGAUUUCUGCUUCGCCGUGAAACAUCCGCGACUGCAACAGCCCAAGUCCACCAAGUACAUCAAAUUCCUGUGCGCGGAGGACAACGCGUCUCUGGAGCGAUGGAUGGUCGGGAUUCGCGUGGCCAAGUACGGCAGGCAACUGAUGGAAAAUUACCGAGCGCUCGUAGAUGAGCUGGCGCAAGAGGAUCUGGAUCUGCUGGCGCACGCCAGAUCGUGUUCCGUCAGCUCUAUCGCGGCGCCACCGAAUCAGACCCAAUAUAACACGACGAAUGAUAACGCGAGGCAGUUUGCCGAAAACGUGAGGCACAGCAACGAAACUACGGUCGCGCAGACAAGACAGUACGACGGUCAAAGGCAGAGUUACAAUUCGGAACAACGACAGAGUUACAACAACGAUGGCAGACUGAGCAGAGCGAGCAGCUCUAGCUCCAGCGGAUGCUUGUCCGACGGGGCACCGAGUAGCUGUGAGGUGGCCUUCGAAUGUGGUGAAUUUCCGACCGGCACGAUAAAGCGAAAACCGUCAAUGAAUCCGAAGUUGCCUCUCACGUCGAUCACUAGGCAGUUGAAGGAGGUCGGUGAAACCGUGCGAGACGAACCGGAUUCCUGUCCGAGUCCGACGAGUUCGGGAUCGGGCACGCUGACCAGAAGACACAGUCGUCGGCGAAGCGGCACCGAUUCCGAUGGCUCCGGAACGCUUAAGAGACAUCACAGAUCUGGAAACGCAACACCCGUUAGUCCUGUGCCUCCCGGUACACCGGUGAGGGAGAGAGCGAGUCCAAUGGGAUAUAACAGAUCGGACAGUCAGGAGAAGACGCCGACGAGUCCGAUACAAUCGUGUAUGAUGGAUUCGAUAACUUCACUGCCGCCACCACCGUCGCCGUCGAGAGUCACCGAAGAAGUUGAGUCCGACAGCGAGCCACUUCCACCGCCGCCACCCGAGAUGUUUCGGUCGAAUCUCUCGCUUGAUUCUCUCCCGCCGCCACCCGCGCCAGGCGAACUGCCAGUUUGCAACACGCCAGAACUCACAGGCUCCUCGUUGAGUCUCGCGUCUCUGCCGCCACCGCCCAGCCCUCUGGUUGGCGAAACCGGAACGAUACGUCGAGCUAGACCCAAGCAGUCCACUCCCACGAACUCUAUUACCCCGGAAAAUACACCCACGCACACUCCCAAUCUCAGAUCGCAGUCGAAUCAAAUGUACGCUAACGCGAACAGUGUUACGGUUAACAGCAAUUCAAUCCAGAAUUCCAAUCAGAAUUUCAAUUCGAACGCGUCUCCGAACGCUCACGUUAACAAUAACGCCAAUUCCGUACCUUCUCCUCACAGUUCCUAUCCGGGAUCGACGGCGAGCACGCCGACGUUCACACCGAGCUCGCCGAGCUUCGCCGCACCGCCGCCGUUUGUACCACCGCCGGCUUACGGUUCCCAACAACCGCAACACUCCCAGAGUCUCGGCAGACAGAACUCCAAGUCCGAAUCGGUUUACGCGAGUCACGGUCCUCAUCAUCACACCAUCAAUGUCGUGCAACCCAUCAGGCCGAAUCCGAACAUGGAUACCGUGCGACGCAGCGCCAUGAAGCAAGGUAGCGGUCAUUACGCGGCUCCACCCUAUCUGGCCGAGCUGAAAGCGGCCUCGAGUCCGCAGCCGCAACGUCGGGUAACCAUUCAGGAACCCCCGACGUCGCCCAAGUCGAAGACCGGAACCGGUAAGAAAAUCACGUUCAAUUUGCCUCCCCAGCAAGAACCCGGAAGUCCCGCUCUGCCACAACGUAAACCCACGCCGCCUAGACGAUCCGACAGCACCAGACUCACGUCGCCGAAGAAACUGGCCGCGUCCGAUCAAGCGCCGCCGGGCGACUUCCUGAAGGAUCUCCAGAGAGUGAUGAGGAAGAAGUGGCAGGUCGCGCAAAAGUGCAAGCUAGACUCGACGACGACGCCGCACGAGGUGCUCGGUUUCCGUGAUCCGCCGCCAGCCGUGGCGGACUACAGGGAAACCAACGUGUCCAACUGGGUGCAAGAACACUACGGCGCGGACAAUUUGUACGAGAACGUGUACGCUACGGAUCCGCACGGACCGGUCGAGUACGCGUCCAGUCCGGCGCGACAGCCGACAGUGAGGUUUGCCGAUGAGAAUCGCAGUAUAAACAUCGUGAACGCGAUCGCGGGCAAGAGGAGACCACCGCCGCCGCCGCCGAAACGGGCCGAGACCACACAUCUCACCACUACCAGGGCGAUGCACUGACAAUAGCAGAUAAUUCAGCCUCAUCCCGAGAGGCGAUGGUACUGCUGUCUCUGCGGCUGGUGGAAGGACUGAGAAGAGUGCGGGGGACGGCACGCGACCGUUCCGGGAUGCCGGCUACGUUGAGUCCACGUGUGUUUAUAGCUGCACUUUCUUUAUCCGAAGAAUCGAAUCGAUGAGACGCAGGAGAAAUGCUUCUUCGGUUGUAACAAGAAGGAUUAUACACGUUUUCGUUGCACACUUUGUUGUCGAGCUCUACGUUGAUAGAUUUUAUCUUUCGAAUCGGGGGGAGUUUGUUGUUCAGGUUUGAGCGAAAUAAUAAUAUAUCUGCCAACUCGGAUUUGGCUCUCUCCGUAACAAAAUUGAUUGACAAACUGAAUGUCAAUCGAAGGAAAAUGAGAUUACGGAAAGUUCUGGACGAAUUACAGAAAAAAAAAAAAAAAAAAAAAAUGAUAAAUCAUCCUUGCAUUAUCGAUGCGAGAUUAGGUUUUUGAUGCGGAAAAUCGGUGGGAGGCGAUUGAAAAAGACGUUCUUUUUGAGCAACGAAUUAAACUCGAACGCGAGCCCGCAAAUUUUCGAUAGCGUUUAUGAUCACAAUACAUACAAGAAACACUGCCGCACAUACAUAAAAAGGAUGUGAUAUAUAAAUGUUAAGCGAUUAACGCCCGUGCUUUCGUGAUCGGUUUGAGAAAUGAAGAGACGACAAGGAGAAGCAGAAGACGCGACGCAAUUUUCGACGGAAAAAAAAUUAAAAAAAAAAAACAAAAAAACACAAAAAAAAGGGAAAAUAGUCGAAUCGCAUUUUUCGGUCGAGAGUUCUAUUUGUGCGCAUAUUUCAUAACCGCUAACUGCCUCGUCUGCGAUUUUCUCAAGUAUACUCUCUUGUGGAUGUGAUAAAAGUAAUAUUAAAAUUUAAAAUUAUAUAUAUAUAUAUAUAUACACACGCGCGCGCGCAAAGUAUAAUCUAUUAAGAUAUUUUUCAAAUUUGAAUCGUUCGAUUGCUAAUUAAAAAAAAAAGUAACUGAAAACAUUGAGUUCGGCACUUGACUUAAAUUUAUUUUCCGACAAGCGUUUUUGUUUUUUGUUGUUUUCUUUUCAAUUAUAUCGCUUCAGAGGCGUCGCAAAAACAUUUUGCAACAUAUAUUUGUUUUUCUAAUAAAUUUUACCCCGCGAACGAGGAGAAUUAAUAUAUAUAUAUAUAUAUUUUAUAUAAUUUGUACAUGAGAGCAAGUUUGUUCUUCGCUUUUUCGAAAUAAAAAGCUUGAUUCGGAUUCUAUAUUUCCCCUCCCCCGCCCCCCACCCUCCCCAAAGAUUAUCGUAACGAAAAUCGAUCGCAUAUAUUCUAUAAUGUGUAAACUGCAGCGCUGAAGAAAAGAAAAGCCGACGGAAAAUUCUGUUCCCGGCGCGAAGCGAAAGUGAUCUCACUUGGUACUGUGAAAACACGAACACCUUUCGCACAGCGAGAGUUUUUUUUUUUUAAACGACGCGAGAAGAAGCCAAGUUUUAUGAGAGUACCAUUUUUCGACGCGCGAUUACAUCCUUGUGCAUAGAUAUAUAUGUAUAUAAACUGAUUGCGCGUUUGCAUCGGACUUGUGUGUGUGUGUGUGUGUGUGUAGUUAUUGUCAUACAAUCCGAACACACACGCUUCGGAGCGCGGACGUGAUGAGGAUUAAACGUCCGUGGCGUUCGUCGAACGCGCCCGAUGUGUGACGACGAGCGUGUCUUCUCGUCGAAGUGCGACACACCCAUCACGUGUGUCGCGCGAGAUCUCGUUUACGCCAUUUCCUUUUUGUUCGACGGGGAAAAUAACUCGUCAAGAGUCUGCGCGAGUGUUUCGGACGGACGAGAUGAAAGGAAAACCUCGUCUUCGGCGAUUCGGCCGGAGAUAAGUAGAUGAAAAAAAAAAAAAAAACAAAUACCGCCAAGAAACGUCACAUAUCGCGCGAACGCGCGCGUCAUUCGAUUCGUUUGUCUUGGCGGUUUUCGACUGCUCCUUCCCUUCUUGUUGUUUCCAAGACGUUUUAGAAUUAGAUCGCGUCACGUGCGAACUUGUUUCGCCGAGAUCGCGGAGAAAGUGAAAAAAAUACGCAGCGAGAUCGAUCGUCGCGUACAGUCUCCACAGUACACACAGCAAAUGACGAAGAAGAACAAUUAUAUCAUUCAGUAUAUACAGCUUCCCGUUUGUGAUCGCCAAUGGAAUCUUCAGCAACGACUAGCCGAGCCUUUAUCGAGGGGGUCACGUAGUAGCUGAUGUAGUUUUAUAUCUCGAUUUGUAUCUCGCAUAUUUGCAUGAAACUUUACAUGUGAACGUUUGUAAUCGGACUCUCUUCUACGAACUCUUAUACGAUGCGUACUGUAUCGUGUCGAAUUUUUUAUAUACAUAUAUAUUAUAUAUAUAAAAAAAAAAAAAAUGGGGAACCGCUCGAGCAAGCUCGUUGGUGCGAUGUGAUUUCCGUAUAAGAAAGUAUUUUAUAAGAUCGAAUUUUGAUACGCAAAGAAAUAUUUCGCCGUAGCCGUUGUAUGUGAUUAAGAAAAACACCACAUCGUCGCGAAUGGCGACCGAUUUUUGGGAAAAAUGUCUUUUGAUGUUCCCGUUUUUCUGAGAAAAAAAAACAAACAAAAAUUAGCGCGAUAAUCUUCAAGUAAACUCUAAACUCUACUGAAAAAUAUAGAAAAGAUACGCCAAGUGUCUAUACAAGUGGCUUUUCAAUCAACUUUCGCGAGACAGUAGUUCGGUCGACAUCAGAUCACUUCUGAUUCGUCGUUAUUUUUGCUCUAAAAAAAAAAA
Pseudomyrmex gracilis is the source of this 7418-nucleotide messenger RNA. RefSeq names its product amyloid beta A4 precursor protein-binding family B member 1-interacting protein-like. The record is from RefSeq and is a predicted model, not a curated record. Gene Ontology annotation, biological process: signal transduction. The transcript has 10 exons. Lineage: Eukaryota; Metazoa; Arthropoda; Insecta; Hymenoptera; Formicidae. The coding region runs from base 1127 to 4633 and encodes 1168 amino acids.